Coregonus sp. 'balchen' is the source of this 2832-nucleotide messenger RNA. NCBI's taxonomy places the organism in Eukaryota, Metazoa, Chordata, Actinopteri, Salmoniformes, Salmonidae. The record is from the annotation of a GenBank genome assembly.
AUGGAUGUUGACGUUAAGCUAGAGGAAGAUGAGAGGGAGACAUCCCAAACAAUCAUUUGGUCUGAUUCGAUUAAUGCCUGGAUAGAUUACCCAAGUUCCCUAUUGUCAGGAAACACGGAAACAGGUUCCCAUGUGGGUUUACUGAAAGAGCAUUCACAUGUACCUACAAUAAAUCCCCAAACAACAAGUCAUGGGCAGGUUUUACGUAUUUUUCCUGAAAAGACCGGAGCACGUGAUGGGGAGAACAGGGCUGUCAAAAUGGUUUAUUUCCGUGAAGACCAAGAUACAGUCAGCACAUCUGAAAGGCUUUUGAUCAAAGAGGAGUCAUGGCACGAAGCACCGUCCAGUGAUAUUUCAAUGGCGAAUGUAUCCACCCUCAGUGGUUUUUUUGAAGCUCAAAUCAACCCAACUUCACAGGGGUUUCGCCUAAACCAGACCCAGACCAAUAAUGAAUUGCUUGUAGACAAUGUUACUAUCCCAAGCCAUAGUACUGCCAUUCCUUCUGUGCUAACCUCACCUGCUACAGAAAGCGGCUGUAAUUUAGCUGUAUAUACUAGACCUAUUCUUCCAGAAUAUUGUGAGCCAUUGAACUUUCCCUCGGAUGAAGAAGAAGAAGACUACAAUGCCGAUUUAAGAAGAAGACUACAAUGCCAACAAACGGUAGAGGAUAAAUAUAUACGGCAGUGUCGUGGCUGUUACUCAAGACCUAACCUUAAAAAGUUUGGGAAAUGUUGGAAAGAUCCAUACGCCAAGUGCAAGGAAAUAGGUGUAGAUUUCAAUGUUGGAUCUGGACCGAAACAGAAACUUGAUUUGCAUUUACUGACAAUUGGUGUUAUGGUCGAGGUGUCCGAAUAUGCUAAAAAUAUUAAUAGAUCUAACAGGCAUGUUAUCUGUGAAAUUCUAGAAUACAACUUUGGUCUUGGUGUACAAAAUGAUGUACGAUAUUUAUUUUCAAGCCGCACUAUGUGGAAAUUAAAAGACAUGCUGAAGAUGCAUUCCAAGAGGAGAAACCCUGAGUGGUUAACAGAAGUGUUUGAACUUCCUGAUCCAAAGACAAUGAAAGCAUGGGGAAAAUCUCGAUUUGCAAGGUCCAAUUUGCAUAACAGCGUGUCAGGAAAUCCUACACCUUUUGACAUCUGCAUAAAGGAGGACCCUGUUGGGGACCUGAUAGCUCCUCUGCGUGUGACGACUGAGCGCUUCUCUACGGAGACAGAUGUAACAGGAUGUGCUGAUGAGACAGAUGUAACAGGAUGUGCUGAUGAGACAGAUGUAACAGGAUGUGCUGAUGAGACAGAUGUAACAGGAUGUGCUGAUGAGACAGAUGUAACAGGAUGUGCUGAUGAGACAGAUGUAACAGGAUGUGCUGAUGAGACAGAUGUAACACGAUGUGCUGAUGAGACAGAUGUAACAGGAUGUGCCGAUGAGACAGAUGUAACAGGAUGUGCUGAUGAGACAGAUGUAACAGGAUGUGCUGAUGAGACAGAUGUAACACGAUGUGCUGAUGAGACAGAUGUAACACGAUGUGCUGAUGAGACAGAUGUAACAGGAUGUGCUGAUGAGACAGAUGUAACAGGAUGUGCUGAUGAGACAGCAAUCUUUGAUCCUGAAAAUGAACCUAAUGAUAUCUGCACGAGGGAUGAGCCAGAUCUGGACAUCAUCCAUCAUGUCCAGACGGAGACCUUCACCAUUCAGACAGACACGACAGUGGACCAAUCCUUAAUGAUGCCCACAGUAGAAGAAGCAUUGAGGGAACUCUACCCAAUCUGUAAGGAAAAAGGACUUGACCUUGAUGUGAAAUCAAAAUUUGGGAAAAAUGAGAAACUUGACUUGCAUCUAUUGACCAGAGACGUGAUGUUUGAAUUGGCUGAUUUUGCCUCAAAAGUGUGUGGAAAUUGGAAGCAGAUGGUCUGUGAUGUUCUCGAGCAUAAUUUUGAUCUGGAUUUACAAAGUGGGAAAACUGAGCUGGCUGAAGAUAUUAUGGGAAGGUUAAGAGCAGUUUUGCAGCGCAAGGCAGGUUUAAAAUAUCAUGACUACCGACUGAGAUGUGAAUUUGAAAAGGAAUACUUUUUCUUGAAGAAGUCACGCAAACGCAAGAACCCUGCAGAGAUGUCCAGUAACCAGGUAACUACAACAUCACUUGAGCCGAAAUACCAAAUGAAAGAAGUAUCGAAAAGGAGGAGAUUGGAUUUAAUGAGGAAGAAAAAUGAAAUGGACAUGUGCAUAGUGAGGGAGACAGAGGGAUUGCGUUUUGAAGUCAGACCAGUAGAACCUCAUUGUGUCAAGAUGGAGAGCAUCUCUGAUGAGACUGACCUUGCACUUUGUACUGAUGAAACAAAGCAAAUUGUUGUUACCAACUUGGACCAAUCAAAUGUGACGUCUAACACCCAAAAAGGGCUGAAAGUGUGCUACCCACUCUGUGAGGAAAUAGGUCUGGACCUUGGUGUUGCAUCCAAACCUCCUAAAAAUAAACUGGAAUUUCAGUUACUGACAAACGGUGUAAUAUUUGAGGUGUAUAAAUAUGCUAAGGUAAAAUCCUAUCCCGUAAAAGCAAAAGGAUGGGGGUAUAUUCUCUAUGAUAUUCUAGAAUACAAUUUUGAUCUUAGUUUGCAAAAUCAGAGACGUAAUCAAUUUCAAUUAUGUAUUCAUCUUAAAGUGCGAAGAAUGGUUCAGAAACACAAAGCUGAACUCUCAGAAAAGGGCGAAAUCUCAAAAGAAUUGUUCAUAAUACCUAGUGUGAUGCAAACCAAAGCAAAGAAAAACAGUGCUUUCAGAUUAUUUUCCCGAAAAAUGUAUGGAACAAGAUGUAAAACUGGUUUAUCCUCAUCGAGGUAA